Neoarius graeffei (lesser salmon catfish) is the source of this 1904-nucleotide messenger RNA. RefSeq names its product galactokinase 2 (gene galk2). The record is from RefSeq and is a predicted model, not a curated record. NCBI's taxonomy places the organism in Eukaryota, Metazoa, Chordata, Actinopteri, Siluriformes, Ariidae. Bases 64 to 1437 code for a protein of 457 amino acids. Gene Ontology annotation, cellular component: cytosol; cytoplasm. Gene Ontology annotation, molecular function: ATP binding; galactokinase activity. Gene Ontology annotation, biological process: carbohydrate phosphorylation; galactose metabolic process. The transcript has 10 exons.
AGCCCGUUCCGGUUUAGAAAACAGGUUGUAGAGUGUUUGUGUGGAAUCUGUCGUAGUGUCCUAAUGGCUGUAAAUCCACCCAAAAUCAAAGUGUUGCUUAGCGACCACGACAGACUACAGAAACUGAAAAAAGCAUUUAUUGGAAAAUAUGAAGAAAGUCCUCUGUUUUAUGCAUGCGCUCCUGGCAGAGUGAAUUUAAUAGGAGAACACAUUGACUACUGCGGUUAUGCCGUCCUUCCUAUGGCUAUCGAGCAGAAUAUCCUUGCUGCUGUGUCCGUGAACACAUCUCCGAUAAUCCAACUGGCCAACACUGACCCCAAAUACAGUGACUUCACAAUAUCUGUUGCUGAAAUCACCAUAGACCCAGAGAAUCCUCAAUGGUAUUAUUACUUCCUUUGUGGAGUCAAAGGUGUUCAGGAACAGCUGAGCUUGUCUCCUCUGGCUGGGAUUCGGUGUGUUGUGGAUGGAACAAUUCCAGCUAGUUCAGGCCUGUCUAGCUCCAGUGCUCUCGUGUGCUGUGCUGGCCUGGUCACAAUGGAAGCCAACCAAAAACCUGCCUCCAAAGUAUUGUUGGCUGAGACAUGUGCCAAGUGUGAACGCUAUAUUGGAACUGAAGGAGGAGGAAUGGAUCAGUCCAUAUCUUUCCUUGCUGAAGAGGGAACUGCAAAGCUGAUCGAGUUCAAUCCCCUGAGGAGCACAGAUGUAAAGCUCCCAGAUGGUGCUGUUUUUGUGAUCGCGAACAGUUGUGUGGAGAUGAACAAGGCAGCCACGUCACACUUCAAUAUUAGAGUGGUGGAAUGCCGCAUUGCUACGAAGAUACUGGCUAAGGUAAGAGGCCUGGAGUGGAGUUGCCUGCAGAAGCUGGGAGAACUGCAGACACAGCUGGGCUCGAGUCUGGACAAGAUGCUAGAUUUGGUGGAGGAAGUCCUUCACUCUGAGCCCUACAGCAGAGAAGAAAUUUGCAAGAUUCUGGGAAUCACCACUCAGCAGUUUUGUGACAAUAUCCUUAGUGCUAACACGCAGCAUGUGACCCACUUCAGGCUGUACCAGCGGGCCAGGCAUGUGUACAGCGAAGCAGCACGUGUGCUGCAGUUCAAGGCUGUGUGUGAUUCUGCACCUGCUGAUGCUGUUCUGCAGCUUGGUGAGCUGAUGAACCAAAGCCAUGUUAGCUGCAGAGACUUGUAUGAGUGUAGCUGCUCAGAGCUGGACCAGCUGGUGGACAUUUGUAGGGAGGCAGGUGCAGUGGGUUCCAGGUUAACAGGCGCUGGAUGGGGAGGCUGUACUGUUUCCAUGGUACCCGCUGAAAGGACGGAUUCUUUUCUCCGGACAGUGAAAGAGCGCUACUACAUGCCUGAUGCUCGACGAGCAGCUCUGGUAAAGCAGAGCCUUUUUGUAACAAGGCCAGGAGGAGGAGCAGCUAUUUUUACAGAAGAAUAAAAACUAAGGGAGAUUUUAUAUACAGGGUUUGUUUUUUUUUCCCCUUGUCAUGACACAUCUGCUGAUUUUUAUUGCUUUCAAUCUUUGCCAUUUAAAGGGUUUAUUUCUUCAGAUUGUAGGUUUGAUUUCAAAAUAAUUUUAGAUAAUUUGCUCAAAUUACAUGUUGAUUAAAAAGAUUAUGGAAGAUUGCUGUGUUAACUGAUGUGUAGUUUCUGCCUGAGCAAGGAACAUAAGCUGUUGGAUGGUACCGUAGCCAUGGAACCAUAACUAACUAGCUAGCUCUCUCAAAAUAUCACUUUCAACAGUAAUAUUCUAUGUACUGUAUGCAUUCUGUGCUCACACGGAAGUUAAUAAACCCUAAACAGAUCACAGAGAUGCACAGUUGUUGAAUGGACAUUUUAUGCGUCAUAUAAAAAGUAAAAUGAAUUGUAUAAAAUCCAUGCAUAUAAAUAAAAAUGAUAAACAAU